Messenger RNA from Lichtheimia ornata, 450 nucleotides. RefSeq lists its product as uncharacterized. NCBI's taxonomy places the organism in Eukaryota, Fungi, Mucoromycota, Mucoromycetes, Mucorales, Lichtheimiaceae. The transcript is spliced from 2 exons. Gene Ontology annotation, molecular function: acyltransferase activity. The record is from RefSeq and is a predicted model, not a curated record. The coding region runs from base 1 to 450 and encodes 149 amino acids. Gene Ontology annotation, cellular component: endomembrane system.
AUGAAUGGCUAUUGGUCACCAAAGGCCAUUGGUAGCCUCGUCUUCGUCAAUGGGCUCGUUUUCAUACAAGGCUGCUCUGUUUAUGUGUGGCAAUACUUGGCACUUGUCCUAUGGCCCAUCUCCCAACAAGCAUACUACCAAUUCAUAAAUCUCGUCAUGUCCAUCUGGGGUCUCACGCUCAUGUUCCUUAUCGACACCUUUUGCCCAGCAAGCUUUGUGCUCAAUAUCGACCCGAGUUGCAACACUGACACCGAACCAAUGCUACAAAAGGAUAAACAAGAUAAAACGAUCGGGUUAUCGAUGCCGAAAAGGGCUAUUGUGAUUGCCAAUCAUCAGAUCUAUGCCGAUUGGAUUUACAUUUGGUGUCUCGCCUAUUUUGCCAAGGCGCAAGGUUCGCUCAAGAUCAUUCUUAAGGAUAGUCUCAAACGAUUGCCGGUUUUCGGUUCGUAA